Dermacentor silvarum is the source of this 1383-nucleotide messenger RNA. It is a transcript of the gene CHMP2B, whose product is annotated as charged multivesicular body protein 2b. The record is from RefSeq and is a predicted model, not a curated record. Lineage: Eukaryota; Metazoa; Arthropoda; Arachnida; Ixodida; Ixodidae. Bases 125 to 763 code for a protein of 212 amino acids. The transcript has 8 exons. Gene Ontology annotation, cellular component: multivesicular body; ESCRT III complex. Gene Ontology annotation, biological process: protein transport; endosome transport via multivesicular body sorting pathway; late endosome to vacuole transport.
GUACAACAGCUGUACGAUGACUCAAUGGAGGUGUGAAGACGUCGUGAGUGUGAAGCAAGUGUGUGAAACCGCUGUCGCUUGUUAUGCCCUGUUCGCUUGGUGAACUGACGGAAACCUAGCAAAAAUGAGUUUGUUCGGCAAAAAGGCGUCGCCUGCAGAGCAAAUGCGGCAGCAAAAUAGGGAGCUUCGAAAGACGGAGAGAGACAUCGAGAGGGACAGGCGUCAGCUGGAGAGGCAGGAGAAGCAGCUGGAACUCGAAAUUAAGAAGGCUGCUAAUCAAGGAAAUAAGCAGGUAUGCACGGUUUUAGCGAAGCAGCUUGUGCAGUUGCGAAAGCAAAAGGCGAGGACGUACGCUGCGUCGUCCAAAGUCCAAGCCAUCGGCUCUCAGUCAAAGCUCAUGAAUGCGAACGUGAAACUUGCAAAUGCAAUGGCCACCACUGCGAAGACCAUGGGUGAAGUGAACAAGCAGAUCAAGCCUCAGGACAUUGCCAAGACAAUGCAAGACUUUGAGAAGGAGAGUACGAAAAUGGGAAUGACCGAGGAGCUAGUUGAGGACACACUCAAUUCCAUCCUGGAUGAAUCCGGUGAUGAGGAAGAACAGGACGCCAUUGUCAACAAGGUUCUUGAUGAAAUUGGCAUCGAGAUGUCUGGAAAGCUUGCCACUGCUCCAUCUGCAAGGUCUGACCCUCUUGGCGAGAGUUCAAAGGCACGCCUGCCAACUGAUGAUGAAAUAGAACGCCAGCUUGCCAAGUUAAAGACCUGAGAAGCACUAGUUUAUGCUUUUUUGCUAAGCCAUGUGUAAAGAAGCUUCUGUAAUAUACAGUGCAACUGGUUGUGAUAUUGCCAUUGAGUUGCAUGGCAAGAACUAUUACUGACUUAGAGCCUGUUUAACUUUUGUAUUUUUGCAACGCUGUGAAAAUUUUGCAGAGACUACUCUUCCAUGCACAAUACACAUGUGGCACCAAAGAACAUUUUCUCCUUGUUUUACCAACUUGUUGGUUUUGACAUUUGCAUUUUUAAAAUUUUCAAUAAGACACUUUUUCUUGCACUGUUUAAGACAUUUGGUUUGAUCAUUGUGUGCAUGAUAAAAUACUGUUUUGCACCUUUGUCCAGCUUUUUCAGCUCUUGCCUGUUUGGAAAGCUUGCCUCUUCUCACAGAGUCAUGAAGUAGUCCUGUCACUAUGAUUUUUUGUGUUGAUUCCAGUGUGCGCAACAAAAUGAGGCAAAAUGAAUGAGUGACCAACACACUCUUGGCAGUCACACUUAACAUUUACCCCUGAAGGCAUUCCUUCAACACGUAACUGUUGAAGUUUUAAAUGUAUUUGAGCACAUGGGUCAAGAGAAAGAAUCUACACCACCAAAUAAAAUGCAUGAAGCACUUGA